Molecule: messenger RNA, 474 nt
Organism: Zea mays
Lineage: Eukaryota; Viridiplantae; Streptophyta; Magnoliopsida; Poales; Poaceae
Product: putative cyclin-dependent kinase F-2
Exons: 1
Biological process (GO): protein phosphorylation; regulation of mitotic cell cycle
Cellular component (GO): nucleus
Molecular function (GO): protein serine/threonine kinase activity; ATP binding
Source: RefSeq, a predicted model, not a curated record
GGUAAGCCGCAUGAGGCGCACCCCGUCGGGACGCUGCAGUACAACUCGCCGGAGCUGCUCGACGGCAACUGGUGCUACGGCCCGGCCGUCGACAUGUGGGGCCUUGGCUGCGUAAUGGCUGAGCUCCUGACUGCUGAGACCCUAUUCGAUCUGGAGACACGGGAGGAGAUGCUCGACGAGAUGUCCAAGCUUCGAGAUCAGAUGGCCUCCGCGGCAGGGAAGCUUGAUCCGGAGUGCUUGGCGCAUCUGCCUGAGGGCGGGCGUGAUGUGCUAACAGGCCUGCUGGCCUUCCGCCCAGAUGAGAGGCGCACCGGACGCGGCGGGCUGCCAGACGGAGCGGGAGGUGGCGGCUUGGGGUGGCAGAGCGCGACUGGGGGUGGGAGAGGAGGAACGACAUGGAGGCGGCGUGGGUUGUCGCCGCCAUGGUGGGCAAGCUGGCGGCGGCGGAGUGGGAUUAGGGGAGGAGACUGGUGA